GCGAAAUUUAACAAUUCUCGUUAUUUUCUGAACAUACCUCGUAUGUUGACUCAAUAUUUUAAAUUUGUAAAGACAAAAUACAAAAGAAAUCGCUUCAAUUAUUUUACAUAUUCGUUUAAUUUUUGUUUGUGCAUCCAUUAACUAAUAGAACAAUGAUUUAAUCAAAUUUCUUAACAAUAUUUAUUCAAUAUACGUUUAGUGUUUAUAUACUGAUUUAAAUCAAAUUAACAUUAUCAAAAUAUGUAAGUUUAUGUCAACUAAAUGUUUAUUGUUUUAAUACCAUUAUGAUAUAGUUCAUCCGAAUGGGUUGAAUGAUUCAGGUUAUGCAAUGUGGAUGGCGCCUUUGUAAAUGUGAGAUAAGGGGGAUGGAAAAAAAGUGGCGCAAGUGGCGCAUAGCCAGCACACAGGCGCUCUCUUAUUGAUUUUCGUAAAGGAAUAGUCGACAAGUAUUAAAGCAACAUUCUCCAUACAGUGUGAUUUGUCUUGUUUGUUAGGUGGGGCUCCUAUAAGCUCCGAAAAUUCGAAAUCGAAUUGUUUUUGGAAAAUAGCGAGUCUCCUCAAAACGUUUCCACAACCCUCCUUCUCCUCCAUAGUGUAUAUGGCUUCCCAGCCCAGUCAAAACGUUUAAGUGUUCAACCAUCGAAUCCUGAUGAUUGGUUCAUUUUGGAAUUUGUGCAGAGCUUGCCCAAGCAUGCCAGUGGAUAAGUUACACUCCGAAUAUCGGAGUACCUAUAGAUGGCAUGAGUAUACCGGUCCGCGACAAGAGGUGGUCAGGAAACCUCCUGCAACGGAAAAAUCGAGCGACAUUCACCCAGUGAUGAGGACGAGCGACGACGAUUUCCACACCGAAUCCUUAUCUAACUUGGAACCAGCAAUGCCAAGAAGAAAAAAGUAUCCAGAUUUGGCCUACAGGCAUCACGAGUUUCUUAUAAGCGACGCCGUCAAUGGAGAUUGUUCCAGUGCGGAUAGAGCUAGGUCGGAAGAGAGAGGCCAGCUGGGAUCCACCAGCUGGAGGCCUUCUCGACGAAGCAAGUCGGAAGGUCCUGCGCGUAAUGAGCUCUGCGGCGGCCACGUUAGGGAGCGGGAACCCCGUCGGGAAUCAGACCCUGAUGUGGACAAUACGACCCAUGUAUCGAGAAGAGAGGCUGCCGACUCUGCCCCCAAAAAAUCACAAUCCAUGGGUGCUCUCAAAGCCAAUGCUAACGCUGCUAUGGUCCACAAAAACAGGAAGGACCUCGAGAACAAAGAUGCGAGUGAAUUAGAACCAUUGGUAAGCGAUAGGGGCCAGGAGAAACCCAGGGAGCAACUUCAUUCGGAAUACAAGAAAAAUUAUCGCCCCUUUACCGAAUACGCCGACAAACGCGCCAGGAACAUCUCAUCAACGAGGAAUCAUCCCAACAUUGAAGAGAACGGCAUUCAUGAGGAUUCGGAAAAGGAUAUUUGGUAUCGGCAAGUCGUAGCCUUACGGAAAAAAGCUGGAGAAUACAAGAAUCGCGGUUGGGGAAGUGAACUAGCUCCGGAUAGACUGUCCGAUUUGUACAAUAGGCAAGUGGAAUUGUGGGAUCAAGUUUCUCGUAGGAGUUCGCUUUCCGCCUUAUCUUUGGCCUCGACUCAUAAAGCCUACACGAAGGAGGAGAAGGAGGAAGACAAUAACAAAAAGAGCUCGCCAUCAAAAGCUUAUCGCAACGCUGAAAAUAACGCGCGUAUGAUAAGGGACAUCAUAAGACAUCACCUAGAGAGAACUACUGGAGGUUCAGAAUUAGAUGGUCUAAUUUUGUCACCAACUAGGGAAAAAUUAGAACCAACUAUUCCAAGGAAAGACGACGAUUCAAGAGGGUCUCAAAAAAAUAGCCCCAAGAAAAAUUCUCCAAUGAAGUCUUCAUCGUUAAAAAGAGCCAACCAAAAAGCUACAAAGGCUCGAUCUCAAUCAGUGGGUCCAAUAAUCGACUCAACCGCCGAAAAAAAAUCACCAAAGCGCCAAUCAAGAUCCGCCACAGUUAAGGAAAGAAAAUCAUCAUCUGGAACUCCGUUGACUAAAAGGCCAAGACCUUCAUCCUUGAACACCACAUCCCGAUUUAAAAACAGUACUGUAGCCUCUAAAAAUGAAGACAUCCAAUUGGCUAAAUCAAAUACAAAAUCUCAAACAAGUAGUAUCGAUUCGUCUAAGCAAAAAGUAGGCGCUAAAGACGUAAUAAGAAAAGGAAAUCAAGGAGCUGACGGUGUGAAGGCAGAAGAACCAAACACCAACAAGGAAACAGAAAACGAAGAACACCAACUAGACAGUUUAACUUAUGAACCAGUGGUUAAAUCUCCGCCGGAACCGACUAGAGUUAAAUCGCCCGAACAAAUUUUGAUGAGAUCACCUGAUCCCGUCAACUGGACUGUCCCGCUAGAUACUGGAAAAACGUUUACCGUCACUCAGAAUGUUAGAGAAGGAGAUAUCACUAACAGACCUCGUAGCGAGGUAAACGCCUGGACUCCGCCUGAUAUCCCGCCUCCGGUGGCGCAGUCGGCCCCGCCAACUUUACACGAUCAAAAUAAAGAACAUGGAUUAUCAUAAAUCGGCUGGCCGAUUUAAGCUUACAGUAUUCGAUUUGGUUAUGUUGCUUUAGGUAUGGAAUUGGCGGUUAUUACCGGGCAGGGUCAUCAUUGCACAGGCUAUACUGGGCCUGUCCACGAUAUAGAACCAAAUGAAAUGUGAUAGACAAGAAUUGAGUUCAUCAAGUUUAAAUGCACGGGUCUUUUCCAUAAAAAACCUGACAGGGUAGUAGCCAAAUCAUAAUGUUGCAUUCGAGGCUGUUUAACCUAGUAAAUAUUCAUUCAUAUUUUUGGAAAGAUGUUCAUGUUAUAUUAACAAUAAUAAGUUUCUAUAAAGUAAGAUAUCUCUUAGCGUUUAAGUUUAUCUAAUAAUAAGUGAGGCUUUAACUUCUUCAGCUUCUUUCUAAUGUAUCUUAUGCUCAACAACUAGCAAUCAAAGUUUGAAACAAAAGUAAUAAUUUGAGAGCUAUAACAGUGUUACACUGCCAAGUUCAAAAAAUUAUGAUUUAUUGUUCCUCAUCUAAUCCUACCUAAUUUUAUUUUCUCUUGAAAUAAUUUUAUAUACACAGGGGCGUCCAAGUAGGUACCUAUUUUACACAACUUCAAUAUUAACAAUUUUCAAAUCCAAAGGUCCACGUCAUCCCGUCCCAUAAAAAUUAUUACAUAAGCUUAUCUAAAAUUAUUUCAAGACAAAAUUUUAAUGCAAUAUACCUAUAUAAGAAUAUGUCCAAAAAAUAAUAAAACCAAAUAGGUUUGCAAUAUUUUUAAGAAGAAAUGAUAGUUAAGUGUCCUUAAAUAAUUCAAAAUACUUAGGUGCAGAACAUAGCAUGUAAGACUGAUGUUAGAAGCUUAAAUACAUAAGUGUGACGUUUUUAAAAAUAGGUACCCAAUUUUUAAAGAUGCGGUGCAAUUUAAUACUGUUAGCUUAGAUUACCUAAUUAGGCGUUUUGUAAUAUUAAAACAAAAAACUUAUGAUUAAAUUAACUGUCUUAAAAAUAUUGCAUUCAAUAAUCGGUUUUAGAGAGCCCUGCUUGAAUAAGUGUAAAUAAGUUCCUAAAAGAUAUUUCCAUACUUUUUACUGGUUAAGCAGUCCUGAAAAAUGUAGCAUGGUAAUAUUAAUAUAAACAAACCAAUUUGCUGUCCUCUUUUUGCCAUUUGCGCCCAGCUUUACCUUUUUGUAACAAAAAUUGCUUAUGUUCCAUGCUGUCCAUCUAUACCGAGUCCGUCAAAAGUAAAAGCAGGAAAUUUAGUUUCGUACUUGUUAGCUACAUACACGGACGUCCCAAUUAAAUAACUAAUAAAAAACAAAAAAUCGUGAUCUCUUAACAGUGCACUGUGUUUCUGCCGCCGUAAGACAGAAAAACCUUCUAUGGUUGAUAUAUUGAUAUUCAUAUAUUUUGUGUAGAUGCGUUUGCUUUCAAACUUUAUGGUUAUUUUAGGGUACAUCGAACGCACUUAUAAUAUUUAUGAUUAAAAACAGUAAAGAGUUAUAUGAAGUUUCUGUUA
Brassicogethes aeneus is the source of this 4044-nucleotide messenger RNA. NCBI's taxonomy places the organism in Eukaryota, Metazoa, Arthropoda, Insecta, Coleoptera, Nitidulidae. The record is from the annotation of a GenBank genome assembly.